CAACAAGUGGUACAGCCGCGUCCCAAAUUAAUUAUGCUUUGCUUUUUAAUCCAUCCCUACCCCCUCUUUUGUAUAAAUGUAAUUCACACAUGAUCCAUAUACAAAUUUAAAACUAUAUACAAAACCAUAGUAUUGAAGAGAAAGCGGAAGAGAUUAAUGCCUGAAAUUCGUUCAACGAGUCCCGAAUCAGUUGAAUGCUCCAAUUCUUCGGGGCCGAAUUUUCCAUCCCCACUGAACGGUGUUAUAAUCUUUGUGGUAACAACAUUUGGAGGGUACCUCCAAGUUCAAUUCGGGUCAAAGAACACAUCUCCAUUCGAUGAACACUACAUAAUUAUGUGGGCAGUUUCUGUGGCCUUAUCACUUUAUGCAAUGAUGUUAAUUGCUGAGUUCACAGUGGAGCUUCACAAACACAGUUUCCUUUCGAUCAUCAAACGGUUCACUGUGCUAAUGGGAGCCCUUGUCGCUGUUCUGCUCACUAUAAUCAUUCUUCCCCUGUUUGGAUAUUUCAAGUUGCUUCUUUGGACCAUUUGUUUCGUGAAGGCAACAUUUGUGAGCUUCGAAGAAAUUUGUAAUUGUUUUUGGAAAGGAUUGUGUCAAACCAUUGACAUGGUAAGCAGUUACUUUGGCAGGGAACAUGCUAGUUUGCCAGUAUAAUGUAUAAUUAGUACUCGAAGCAACAUGAGUUAACUGCUGACAAUUAAUUAAGGAGUGUACGUUUUCUUCCUUCUUUUUUUACAUUUUCUUUCCUUUCUUAUUCAUAAUCUGGAAAUGAAUUGAUAAAGAAUAGACUUAUUUGCUUUACUUUGUGA
Messenger RNA from Glycine soja, 809 nucleotides. RefSeq lists its product as uncharacterized. The transcript is spliced from 2 exons. The record is from RefSeq and is a predicted model, not a curated record. Bases 157 to 654 code for a protein of 165 amino acids. NCBI's taxonomy places the organism in Eukaryota, Viridiplantae, Streptophyta, Magnoliopsida, Fabales, Fabaceae.